This is a messenger RNA of Rotaria sp. Silwood1, 3201 nucleotides long. The record is from the annotation of a GenBank genome assembly. NCBI's taxonomy places the organism in Eukaryota, Metazoa, Rotifera, Eurotatoria, Philodinida, Philodinidae.
AUGGAGUGGUCUUGUGCACAAGUUAUUCAAUGGUGUAAAUCAUUUAUUGAUGAUGAUUCUAUUUUAUCUCGAUUUGAAGCAGAAAAAGACAACAACAACAUAAAUACAAUUCUCGCCAUUGGUCAGCAGCAAGAAAAUAUUGAUUUGCUUGUUGAAUCUGAUUUAACUAACAGUGAUAACGAUGAUGCAUUAGAUUUUGUUAAUGAUGAUCUAGAAUCUAUGUUAUUAAAAGAUGAUUAUGAAACAGAAUUUUAUAACUCCGUUUUAUCACCUAGUACAACUGCUAGUGAUGAGACACCAUUUGUAUCAAUGAUGGACAUUAAAAGAUCAUAUGUUUUAUUUAUCCUACAAUUACGUGAAGAAUUUUUACUACCGAAAAAUAUCACAAGUACUAUUUCUACUUAUAUUAUAACAUUAAUGCAAAAUAUAGAAAUUUUACUUGAAAAAAAAGCAUUUAAUUAUUCUGCCGAUAGUUAUUCAUUUACAUCUCCAUCUUCUCGAAAAGAAAAUAAAAAAACUAUUGAAUUUCAUCAAUUAAAACAUACCCUCAAUGACAUAUGCAACGCGAUUGAAUCGAUUACUAAAAAUGAGUACCAAUUUAUAAAACACUCUGAAAAAUAUUUUGGGUAUACUUCUCCUGAAGAAAUUGUUGUAUCUUCUGUUGGUGAAGUUCCAGAACGUGGUUAUUUUGUUCCGAUUGAGAGAACAUUGCUAUCAAUGCUGGAUUCUCAACCGCUUGUUGACCAAAUUCAUGAAAAUAUUUACCAACAGCAAACAUUAACUGAAUACGAUAAUGAUUUGAUGUUCUCGAUUCGAGAUGGAUACCAUGGCAAUAAAUUAGAUCAUGAUAGUUUAUUAAUUCAAUUGUACUUAGAUGACAUUGGAUUGACCAAUCCUAUCGGUUCAAAACGUGAUGAACAUAAAAUGUGUAUGGUUUACUUCUCUCUUGAAGAUAUCCCUGAUCAUCAUCGAUCAAAAAUUGAUUUUAUUCAGUUAAUUGGCAUUUGUGAAAGUAAAGUUCUAAAGGCUGAACGCUUCUUUCAACCUAUUAUCGAUAAUUUAAAUAAAUUACAAAUUCAUGGUCUUGUAAUUAAUGGUAUUCAUCAUAAAUUCUCAUUUUCUACUGUUGUUGCCGACAAUCUUGCUGCACAUUUGGUCGGCGGUUUUCAAUCAUGUUUUAAUAAUGAAAAUUUUUGUCGACGAUGUUACGUCACCUAUGCGGACAGAAACUUACCAAUUCCAUUAUCAAAAAUUAAAAUUCGAACGAUAGUUGAUCAUGAUAAUUUUGUCCAAGAAAUCAUCAAUAAUCCUAAUAAAUCUCCUUUGAUGGGUGUGAUUGGUGACAGUCUGUUGCAUGAUCUUAUUGGUUUUCAUCCCACGGUCUCAUUACCCGGAGAUUUAAUGCACGACUUUAUCGAAGGCAUUUGUCCGAUUGUUGUAAUGUCUCUAUUGAAACAAGCUUCAUCAAUGCGUCUCAUAACAUACGCUCGUAUUCAAUAUCGAAUGGAAAAUUUCGAAUAUGGUCGCUUUGACACCAGUAAUCGACCACCACCGAUUCAAGUAAAACAUCUUCAAAAAGGUCGAAUUGUUGCCACGGCUGCUCAAAAGUUAUGCAUUUUCAAAUUAUUUCCAAUUAUUUUUCAUGACAUCAUUUGUCAUUUACCAUCAUUUAUUGUCUACAAAGUUCUGCGUGAAAUUUUAGAUCUUGUUCUGUCAUACCCGUUCAGAAAGCAAUGGCUACCUGUGCUUGGGGAUUUAUGUGAUACAUUUCAUCAAAUGAUGUUAACACAUUUUCCAAAUAACAUGAUACCAAAAGUUCAUUUUGUACGUGAAUAUGAACGAAUAAUAUAUGAUUAUGGUCCAGCAAUAAAACAAUGGUGCUUUAGAUACGAAGCUUGUCAUUCGUAUUUUAAAAAAAUUACAAUGAGAACAAAUAAUUUUAAAAACACUCCGAAGAUGCUCGCAACACGUUAUUGUCUUAAACAAUGUUUUAAAUUUGCCAAUUUAUCUCGAUUGAAAAAUCUCAAUUAUCUAGUUGGAGUCAAAAAAAUUCGAAGCACAUGUUUUAAUAUGUUGAUGAAAAAUGUGCUAAUGAAUCAUUUUGGUCGUAUCAAUCUUGAGGAAAAUUUAAAUCAAUGCAAUAAAUUGAUACAUGAAAACAUUGAAUUUUGUCGGGCAGCUGUAUAUGUAAUGAAUGUAGAACCUCUCAAUGAACAGCCAGUUUUUGCUCAAAUUGUUUUUAUUCUUAAAAUGGAUGAGAAAUGGUGGCUAUUCGCUGAUAUACUUAAUACUAUUUCGUACAAUGAAGAAUUAUUCGCAUGGGAAAUAAAGUCGAUUGAUCGUUAUGUUAUUCUUGAUCCAUGCCAAUUAAAAUAUUAUUAUAAAGGAUUAGAUGUUUACCAAGUGAACAACUCAAAAUAUGAUAUUGAUGGCAAAACUCUCAAGAUGAUGAACAGUGUUGAGCGAAUAUCACCAUUAAUACCUAAAUUUAAACAACAGUUGAUCUUUUUGGAAGAACGUGAAAAACUAUUCAAAAAAAUUGAUGAUUAUUCUGUUCAAUUUGAUGGUUCAUUCUCUAAUGCAUCGACAAAUGUUCAAACAUCAUCUGUGGUUUCAAUCGAUUCUCUAUCAUCAUCUAUGAUUUCAAUUGAUUCUCAAUCAUCAUCUAUGGUUUCAAUUAAUUCUCAAUCAUUAUCUUUUGUUCCUGCACCAACAAAUGGUUGUUUAUCAAAUCAACGUAUGGAAAAUUCAAGAUCUGAUCAAUAUGGUGUUGAUGCAGAUAUUUUUAUACCUUUUCCAGAUAAUUAUAAAAUUCCUCCAUUACCAAAUGCCUUGAUUAAAGAUAUUGAAAACGGAAUUGUAGAAAAAUUUGGUCCACAUUGUGCAAAUCGACAAAUACUUAUUGAUGCUGUCGCUUACGACCUGAUUGAAAAAUAUAAUCUCUUGUAUCCAAACCAUAAACAAUUUGAUGAUAUUGGUAAUUCUAUUGUUAAAUAUCUUAAAUUACCUUUAACAGAACAAAAUAUCACCAUAUGGAAAGAUGCCUUGCAAACAAAAUUAAAACGUAAACGUUUUGAAUAUCGAAACAACACUGUUGUUCAAGAACACUUGCUAAAAUAUUCACGAUCAGGAUUUGGACGUCCAGUUAAACGAAAAAUUGGUGAAACAGCUGAACGUGAUCGAUACAAACAAGUAAAUUAG